Molecule: messenger RNA, 705 nt
Organism: Vicugna pacos (alpaca)
Lineage: Eukaryota; Metazoa; Chordata; Mammalia; Artiodactyla; Camelidae
Source: RefSeq, a predicted model, not a curated record
AUGGCUGACACACGCAACGUGACAGAAUUUAUUUUCCUGGGACUUUCUCCCAAUCGGGACGUGCAGAAAGUUUGCUUUAUGCACUUCUUUGCUGGCACUGAGAUUUUCCUGCUCACCGUGAUGGCCUACGACCGCUACGCGGCCAUCUGCAAGCCCCUGCACUACACCACCAUCAUGAACCGGCAGGUGUGUGCCAUCCUGGCGGGAGUAGCGUGGGCGGGGGGCGUUGUGCAUUCCUUGGCUCAAAUCCUUCUCAUCUUCCGCUUGCCUUUCUGUGGCCCCAAUGUGAUUGACCACUAUUUCUGUGAUGUGCUUCCUCUGCUCAAACUUGCCUGUUCUGACACCUUCCUCAUUGGUCUCCUGAUUGUUGCUAAUGGGGGGACCCUGUCUGUGAUCAGCUUUGUGGUCCUGGUAGCCUCCUACAUGGUCAUUUUGCUCCAUGUGAAGAAACAAAGCUCUGAGGGGCGGUGCAAGGCCCUCUCCACCUGUGGGUCCCAUAUCACUGUGGUCACUUUGUUCUUUGGGCCCUGCAUCUUCAUCUAUCUGAGGACCUCUACCACUCUGCCUGUGGACAAGAUGGUGGCUGUGUUUUAUACAGUGAUCACCCCACUCCUCAACCCUGUUAUCUACUCCUUUAGAAAUGCUGAAGUGAAGAAGGCCAUGAGGAGGCUGUGGAUCAGGACAAUGAAACUAUGUGAGAAAUAG